AUGGAUUACAGACUGAGCGUUUUGGCAGUGGUGUUGGGAGUGGCUGCGAUUGUACUCUCUGCUGACGAAAAAUCAUCGACACCCGCACCGGAAGCCGAAGGAUCGAUUAGAAUUUACCGCAGGCUAAUACCGGCCGAUGUCCUAAGAGAUUUCCCCGGAUUAUGUUUCGCCUCGACCAAAUGCGCCACCGUGGAGCCAGGACACACAUGGGAGCUAUCGCCGUUCUGCGGACGUUCUACUUGCGUGCAAGGCGAAGGCACUGACCGACUUCUGGAGCUGGUCGAGGACUGUGGUCCAUACCCCAAGUCCAACCCCAAGUGCAAGCUGUCCGAAAAGACCAACAAGACAGCUGGUUUCCCGGACUGUUGUCCCGUGUUCGACUGCGAGCCCGGCGUUAAGCUCGAAUAUCCAGAGGUUACGGUGGUCGAGAACUCAGAAUCAUCCGAUGGCGGCGCCGACAGCACCACCACCACGUCCACGGAAAAACCCAAAGCUUGA
Messenger RNA from Macrosiphum euphorbiae (potato aphid), 498 nucleotides. The record is from the annotation of a GenBank genome assembly. Lineage: Eukaryota; Metazoa; Arthropoda; Insecta; Hemiptera; Aphididae.